This is a messenger RNA of Asterias rubens (European starfish), 4683 nucleotides long. Its product is annotated as disintegrin and metalloproteinase domain-containing protein 10-like. Lineage: Eukaryota; Metazoa; Echinodermata; Asteroidea; Forcipulatida; Asteriidae. The transcript is spliced from 15 exons. Bases 39 to 2357 code for a protein of 772 amino acids. Gene Ontology annotation, molecular function: metalloendopeptidase activity. Gene Ontology annotation, cellular component: plasma membrane. Gene Ontology annotation, biological process: membrane protein ectodomain proteolysis; Notch signaling pathway. The record is from RefSeq and is a predicted model, not a curated record.
GUGAGGCAGUGGUAACUUCAAGUGGAUUUUUCUUCAAAAUGGCCACAGUGGAAGUCCAUAGGUGCUGUCAAGCCAUGUUUUGGGGUUACGUUAUUUUGAACAUAAUUCUUCUCUCGUUAUCAGAGAUUGGAGCUCUUAAAGUACAACCAUUGGGGCCCUUUAUUCGCUACCAUGAGACAUUAAAUUAUGACCUUGGUGAAGUGCAUCAACAACACACAAGAGCGGCGAGGUCGCUAGGAAGGCCGACUGUAUCACUCUCAUUUACAGCACACCAAAGAGAUUUUAAGGUGAGGUUAACGCGGGACACCAGUGUCUUCUUGCCUGACUUUACACUUGUUACAUCAGAUGGGGAGGAACAGUCACCCGAUGUCAGCUACUUUUACAGCGGAGACUUAGAAGAUGAACCAGGAAGCUAUUGCCACGGUUCCAUCACGGACGGCCUCUUCCAGGGGAAGAUCCACGUUGGAGACGACGUCUUCUCCGUGGAGCCUUCCACCAACUACAUCGACGAGCCCGAAACACACUCCGUCAUCUACAAGGCCAAGGAUCUGGACUACUCCUCCUUAGAGUCCGGCGGAAGCGGCUGCGGAAUGAUCGGAGAAAUCCAGAAGAGGAUGGAAGAGAAGAUGAAGAAGUUGAAAGACGAGGAGGAUAAGUUGAAAGGAAAGAGCCAAGGAGAGAGUGAUAAAUCAUCGCACUCUUCUCGUCACAAGAGGGCAGCACCAUCAGCGCAGACUUGCACUCUGUAUAUCCAGACAGACAUUCAAUUUUAUGAAAGGUUUGGCCGAAGUCGUUCAGCUGUGAUCAAGCAGAUUGGCGAGCAUGUCCAGGCAGCCAGCAACAUCUACUCUAGAGUAGCAUUUGGUGAAUACCAGAAUAUCAACUUUGCUGUGAAAAAAAUAAGGGUCUUCACCGAUGAGGAUACAAACAGCGUUGAUUACCUGUUCAAAGAUGAUUUUAUUGGAGUGGAGAAAUACUUGGAUCUUGCCUCCGUCGGGAACCUGGAAGAGUACUGCCUGGCCUACACAUUCACAAACAGGGACUUUGCUAACGGUGUCUUGGGCCUUGCAUGGAUUGCAACUGAAUUUACUGGCAGUACAGGAGGUCUCUGCUCUCCCAAAUUGACCAGUCGAGAUUCAACGCUCAAUACAGGCAUUGUUACAGUCAACAACUACGGGUCGUUUGUACCACCACUGAUGUCCCACAACACCUUUGCCCAUGAGAUUGGUCAUAACUUCGGCUCAAAUCAUGACCCAGCGAACAACAACGUCUGCUCACCGGGCGGCAGCUCUGGUAACUAUCUCAUGUUUCCUCACGCCUCCUCCGGUGGCCUCCUAAAUAAUGCUUACUUCUCAAGCUGCAGCAUCAACGAGAUCACUGGGGUGCUGCAGACUGUCUUCGCUGGGACCAGCAAGAACAAUUGCUUCGUCGAACGCUCUUCGGUCACAUUCUGCGGCAAUCAGAUACUGGAGGAGGGUGAGAUGUGCGAUUGUGGCUACGAUGACACAUGCCCCGAGUCGAACUGCUGCAUUCCGCAGAAUGCCGAUAAUACGAACCCUAAUGCGUGCACCUUGAAACCCACCAGUGUAUGCAGUGAACAGCAAGGCGACUGCUGUAAUCCAGAUACUUGCAACUUCUACCCAUCUGGCUUCAUAUGCAACCAGGAAACCGAUUGCAGUCAGAAUGCUAUGUGCAAUGGGAAUAGUUUUGUCUGCAGUGCCCAGGCACCCAAAGCUGACAAUACUCCCUGUGAUGGAGAUAGGAAAGUCUGCAGCAGUGGGGCGUGUACCAAAUCAAUCUGUGAUGUCAACACCCUUGAAGAAUGCCACUGUACACAGACAACUGAAUUGUGUGAAAUUUGCUGCCAAAACAGAGGCCAGCCAGAGUCUUGCGUUUCAGCCUCCCAGAUCAACAUCCGAAGCAGAUCCGGUGAAAUUCUGUUCAGGGAUGUCGGAUCAACGUGUGACAACUUCAUGGGUUACUGCGACGCUUUCAACACCUGCCGCCUGGCCGAUGAGGACGGCCCAAUCGCUAGCAUCAUUAGGAAGAUCUUCUUCGGCACCGAAGCUCAGUUGACUGACGUCAUUUGGACUUGGAUUACGAAUAACUGGUGGGUGAUUGUCAUCAUUGUCGUGGCCAUCAUCAUCCUGAUGGUCCUCAUCAUCUUCUUCUGCGAGCGCGUCAUCCCCACCACCAACCCCUGGCACAAGGAGAAGGCGGAGCUGUCACGACGAGCCAGCGCCACCGUUAAGCUACAGAAGAAACGCAACCGCGGCAGCGCGUACUACGGCCCCGCAGACGCGCCAAAUUUUCAGCAGCACCCGGAUAAUGCUGAAAGUAGAGCCACAAGAUUCUAAAGAUUCCUUUUUUUCCCCAUCUAACAUUUUAAUAUUUUUACCGAAAUUCUUCCCCCACCCUUACGUCCUUCUAAGUCAUUCCGGCUGAUUUUCAAAAAAUCUCUAAAGAUUUAAUGAAACAGUCAAUCGAGGGCCUCGUCUUACUAGGCAAUUUUUACAGGCAACUUGGUGGCAUCCAACUGCACUGCGUACAAAAUUUAUACUUGGGUAUCACACAAGACGCAUUUCCAACCUUACCUUAAGAAAAUUAUAUUACAAAUUGGUAUACAAAUGUUUUUCUUUUCCUUCUUUAGAAAUUGCCUGGAACUGGAUGCUGUUACAGGCCUUGACUUUCACUCUUAAAGGGGGCCCCUUCAAUUUUGCUAAUGUAAGGGGCACCUGUACGAUGAAACUGAAUUUGUAUUGUAACCUUGCAGAGGGUUCCACAGCAAAAGCACCACGGCAGUUGCUUCGGGUGAUGCGGUUUCUUUUGAGACCUGCUAUUAUGACAUGGCACUCAUCUGUUGUAUCGUAAGCUUUCUCCAUGAUGUUCCCCACCCGUAAAUUCCUCAGAAUUCCAAAUUCUCUUCCCCAUAGUCAUUUCCUUCCACAAUGUUAUUUUAAAAAUCGCUCAAUAUUACUGAAAUCCGUUUGUUCCUUUUUACUCAAAGAUCCUCUUCUUAUACCACCACUCAGUUUGUACAGUCUUUUUUGAUUACGAAGUUGUUUUUGCUUUGUAAUCAGUGAUUUAUUUAGUAGGAUUUUAAACUUUGCAUGGUGGAAAUAUGAUGCAGUAAAAGUUAGCGUUAACACCAUGUAAUGAUAAUCUCUAAAUGAGCUGGGGUGGUUCUGAAAAUAAACCAUUGGUUUCAACUCGACAAUUCACAUUUAUUUUCUAACUUCUGAGAAAUUUCAAGCUCUACUCAAAAAGAGGCCAGCUUAAAAGCUGAUGGUCAUUGUUAGCUUUUACUUUAAAUUGAAAUUCACUUCUACACAGUCUUUCACUCUAUAAGCACAUUCCAAUUAAAAGACAACUUCUUAAAAUUUUUAAAUUGGUAAAUCUUUGAACAUGAAUGUAUAUAAUUGCAAAGUAAAAUGUUGCUUUUUUAACAAAUUCUUUAUACAUAUUUUCAUAUGACCGCGUACAAUAAGUAGGAGAUACAAUAGAGGGGGUGGUUGUUGUAGAUUUAUAUUGUAUAUUUGUGACAAUUUUGUUUAGUGUUUUGCUCCUUUCUGGCUUUGGUCCGUUGUACACACACACUGUACGGACAUAACAUGCCACUUCUGUCUGCCCAAAUGGUAUGUCUUUUGUUGCAGUCAAAUUUCAUGGUUGAGUUUUUAAACCCAGGCAAGUCUUCUAAAAAGUAGACUGCACAGUGUAAUAUAUAGGAAACUGACUCCCAUAAAAACAGAACCAAGAUUUAUUUGUAGUGGUGAUGUCAAUCAGGCUGAUCUAUUAAAAUAAAAAUUUAUACAAAUAACUUGGCUUGUUAGAAAGGUUAGCGGUGUAUAAAUAGUGGUUUUAAUUAUUUAUCAAAUUCUAUAGUAUGUACUCUACUCUGAUUAUUUUAUGUAUUCUGAUGAUGUAGUUUUUUUUCCCCUCCAGACAGAUGAUGGGUGGUGAGAUGAUUUUAGCUUGAUUUGCUGUUGUAAAAUUAGGUAAAACGCAACCUCAAAACAUUCCCCUUUUUUUCAUGAACAAAUUCAGUCGGUUGUUUGUUGUGGACGCUGAGAAAAUUGUAUUCCUACAUCGAAGUCCGUUAAUCAUGAUCAUUCCAGGAAUUUGUUUAUAUUUUUAUAUCAAGCAUGGUGAGGGUAGUGAUAACUUUGGACUUCACAGCAUUUUGUAAUUAUCGGAAACCUAAUAAUUGUAUUGAAUUGUAUAAAAAAUUAUUUAAAAAACAGAAUUAACCCCGUAACCUGGGGAAGUGUUACAACAAUAACAAAACUUAAACUUAUAAUGCAACAAAGAAAAAUAGUAACGGUUUUGUGCAUGCACUGGUAGAAAAAAUGUGAAAUAUUCUUAGUCCUGGGAGCUAUACUACAAGCAAGCUACAUGUAAAUUGACUAAAUGCAACCUGUCUGAAUAACGAAAGUAACAAUGAAGAAUCUCGUCUCCACAGCUGGUAGUCUGUGGAACUAUAUUUUUGUUAAGGUUGUUGGGUUUUGUAGCACAAUAAUAACGCGUCUCGGGUUUACUUAGCAAAGUCACUUUUCCCUGCUUUUCACAUCUGUUGACCCCAGUUCCAGUCCCCCUUCAUACUAAGAGCCUUGUAUGUGGAUUGGGUUUUCAGUCCCUACCUGAUUGCAAGGGUUUCCCCAUUGGGGUUUUCCCUCCCACAUCCAA